Phycomyces blakesleeanus NRRL 1555(-) is the source of this 2007-nucleotide messenger RNA. RefSeq lists its product as hypothetical. The coding region runs from base 232 to 1875 and encodes 547 amino acids. The record is from RefSeq and is a predicted model, not a curated record. NCBI's taxonomy places the organism in Eukaryota, Fungi, Mucoromycota, Mucoromycetes, Mucorales, Phycomycetaceae. The transcript has 4 exons. Gene Ontology annotation, molecular function: protein binding.
UAGGCUGCUUUAUCAUUACAUAAUCCUUUUGAUCAUUUUAUGAAAUCAAGGUAUCAUCUCCCCUCUUCCCCCUUCCCUCUCAGCUUGACUGUCCAUAUGUAUAUAUAUAUACAUAUAUAAUAACUUUGUACAAGCCACUUUGAAGUUUGGGGGGUACCAGGUUUUAUUAAAAAAAAAUCACCGGGUUUCGAUGACAAGGACCUUGUCUUUACAAACAACAAACGAACUGACAUGGGCGAUUUAGAUGACCAGCUCCAGGCAAACACCUACAUCUGGAGCCAAAGUGAUGACCAAGUUACUUUGUCUUUCCUUGUUCCCGAAACAUGCCACUCGAAGGACUUUGAUAUCGUCAUCAAGGCUCAAUAUGUCAAGGCCGGUCUGAAAGGGCAACCUCCCGUCAUACAGGGAAAACUGUUUGCUCCCGUAAACCAUUUUGCCUCAUUGUGGCAAAUUGAAAAGAACUCAAUGUCACCCGUGUCAUCAAUGACAACAUCACCUUCACUUUCAAUUGCAUCUUCGUAUGCCUUCAUGUCCUCGCCAAACCACUCGCCCAACUCUUCCAUGAUUUUGCCAGCGCCGGCGCUUGCUGAAUCAAGCACCCUUGACCAUUCUGCUGCUAACCUUGCAGAAUUACUUCAACAGACAGCUGCGCUCGGCUCAUCAUCACCUUCCCCCGAUGUGUCCCAGCCAUCGUCGCCAAUUAUGGCUACCCCACCCCACAUUGAGACACCUCCCCUGCAAGGGCAGUCACAUUGCCAGCCAACAACUAAAUAUCGUAUUCUCACACUUCACCUCGAGAAGGAAGAAGAGGGUUUGACAUGGGCAGUGCCGAUUUCUGGAAGCUUAGAGCCCAACACAAUGGAGUUAGAUCCUACAAGUGCCUUCCAUCUUGGCGUGUGGUUGGAAGCACGUAUGGGACACAUGGAGAAAGCAUUGGACUUUUAUCUUAGUGCAGCCCAACGUAAUUACACACGUGCUAUGAUCAAGGUGGCUGCUCUUUAUGAGUUCAGUUUCAUUAACAGUAAUCUCCAGGCUGAUAGUGAGGUAGUUGGUAGUGGUAAGACAACCCACUCAGUACCUCGCGAUCCGGUCAAGGCAUUCGAGUGGUACAAGAGAGCAGCCGAUAUGCCUGAGCAAGCUGUCGGUGCCAACAGCAGCAGUGGACCUGACCCCCUUGCCUGUUAUAUUGUCGGAAGUACAUACGGAUCUGGAUCAACAGAAGCCGGUGUAGAAAAGAGCUAUGUUGAUGCACUGGCAUACUUCAACCGCUGUAUGGCCAUUACGUCCCCUAAAAUUGAUAUUGAUUUUGGUGUGUUGGAUGGAAAGAUCCCCAAAUCAGCUUUACGUAACCAUGCUCCACACACCAGAGACGAAAGAUACUUUUGCAGUGCGGCUUUCCAGACAGGUCUUAUGUAUCUUUAUGGAUCUUCACCAGCUGGUGAACAAGUGCAUUCGGUCACUACUGUCGAAUCAGACCCUCAGCUGGCCAUUCGAUACUGGCAAGAGGCUGGUGUACUGGGUCACGCACAGGCAUGUUACAACCUUGGUAUUCUGUAUGCCAAUAGUAUGGGUGUCGAGCAGGAUUUGUUCGAAGCUGGCAAGUGGUUCGGUCGUGCAGGUAAACUGGAUCCGACUGGAAAGCUCGUGGUACCUGAGGGUGUCAGUCCAGUGAUGGAUUGGGAUGCUAUUCCAGAAACAACCAAAACCAAGCCUGUGGAACUCAAUAGCAAGCCGCGCCGUAAGAAGAGAAGAGCUGUUCGUAAAGCUAAAGACACCGAGACCGACAGCAACGUUUUGUCUAUCGUAUUGGCCCUCAGUUCUGUAUUGACAGUGGCGGGCAUAGCAUGGUGGUAUUAUAGAAGACACCGUAACUAAAAAGAUAUAAAUAUAUAAAUAUAUAAAUAUAUAAUAUUAUAAAAUAGUAUAAAAUAAAAUCAAAUAAAAUAAUAAUUCACGAUUAAAUAAACAGAAAAAGAAAACAAAAUAUGCCAAAUAGAGCGUAUAACC